Messenger RNA from Phanerochaete carnosa HHB-10118-sp, 1011 nucleotides. RefSeq lists its product as uncharacterized. Gene Ontology annotation, molecular function: protein binding. NCBI's taxonomy places the organism in Eukaryota, Fungi, Basidiomycota, Agaricomycetes, Polyporales, Phanerochaetaceae. The transcript has a single exon. The annotation marks the transcript as partial. The record is from RefSeq and is a predicted model, not a curated record.
CUGUCGACUGACGGAAAGCUUCUCGCAGCAUCAUUCGACUCCAGUGCCAGUGAUAUCUUUGUAUGGCGGCUCCCCGAUGGUCUGCUGGUUCAAUGCCUCCGUAAUGAGCACCAUGGAAAUGCUGUUGUAUCCUUGUCAUUUUCCCCCAACGGCCCCGCUAUCGUCUUACUAGGGUCUUACUUCGACGAGACCUCGAUCGUCUGGGAUGUUCAACAUGGCUGUGUACUCCGACAUCUCAUCGGACGUCAUUCGCGGGUGUUAAACUCUACGUACUCCCCCAACGGCGCACUCAUUGCCACAGCUGACACGGCAGGAUCUGUGAAGAUUUGGGACACCUCAACCGGCGCAUGUCUGUAUACCCCCGAUCUCGAUGAGCACGUGUACCAGGUCACCUUCUCGCCAGAUAGCUCGCGUCUAUGCCUUCCUGCAAGGUUCUCCUGUUUCCUUUACGACAUGCAGUCCUAUAAGCAUAUCGCUACAUUGCGCCACAGUGGGCAUGACCCAGCCGGCUUCUCAAUGUCCCGCCAAGGGGAUCGCAUAGUCACCGGAGCUAUAUACCUCAGGAAUAGCGUGACGGUUUGGGACGCGGUAACCGGCCAAAAGCUUCUUACAAUCGACGACGAGAGAAAGCCGACAAGCCCUGUAGCAUUCUCCCCAGACGGUGCCGAGGUGCUGGCGGUUUGCCAGGGGGACCAAAUGGCCCUCGCUUUCGACUCGCGGACGGGCCAGCCACGCCACACCUUCGAGCUGUCAUACGUGCCCCAUCGUGUUGCAUACUCUCCGAACGGAGAUUACGUUGUUUUUGCAGAUGAUCGCGGUAGUCUCGAGGUGUAUAACGCGAAGUCUCGGACGUUCGUCGGAAAGAGCGAAGGAUUUUGGGAUGACGCAGUACUACAGGAAGUUGUUUUUUUACCCGACAGUCAGACUAUCCUGUCGCAUUUCUCGAGGACCCCAGGCUCUCAUGAGCCUCUCCGUCUAUGUAAUAUCCAGGAUGUAGUGCGAUUGCGAUAG